UCAACAAUAGGGGAGUCCAAUGCAAGCCAUGAAAGUUCAAAUGAGAAUGUUCAUUGGAUCGGCUAUAGGUGUAGCUGACUUGUACGUGUGCGAUAUCAAGUUCUCAUUACGUGUGCAUUUUCUUUUGCGUUGAAAUCAACAGAAUAAUGGGCGAACCAAAAAGUGAAGAUUUGGCGACAGCAAUUCUUCGAAAGAAGGACAAACCAAAUAGAUUAUUAGUGGAUGAAGCUAUUGCAGAUGACAAUUCUGUAGUAGCUCUUUCUCAAGCAAAAAUGGAUGAAUUGCAACUUUUCCGAGGAGAUACAGUAUUGUUGAAAGGAAAAAGACGCAAAGAAACUGUGUGCAUUGUUCUUUCUGACGAUACAUGCCCUGAUGAAAAAAUUCGCAUGAACCGUGUUAUAAGAAAUAAUUUGCGUGUACGUUUAAGUGAUGUUGUUUCUGUACAAGCAUGUCCAGAAGUUAAAUAUGGAAAACGCAUUCACGUACUACCAAUGGAUGAUACAGUAACUGGUCUUACAGGAAACUUAUUUGAAGUAUAUUUAAAACCAUACUUCUUAGAAGCUUAUCGUCCUGUUCAUAAAGAUGAUAAUUUUAUUGUACGUGGUGGUAUGCGUGUUGUAGAAUUUAAAGUAGUAGAAACAGAUCCUGGGCCAUUUUGUAUUGUAGCUCCUGAUACAAUUAUUCAUUGUGAAGGUGAUGCUAUUAAGAGGGAGGAGGAAGAAGAGGCUUUAAAUGCUGUAGGUUACGAUGAUAUUGGUGGUGUUCGCAAACAAUUAGCUCAAAUUAAAGAAAUGGUAGAAUUACCUUUAAGGCAUCCAUCUUUGUUUAAAGUUAUUGGCGUUAAACCACCUCGUGGUAUUCUUUUAUAUGGCCCGCCAGGCACAGGAAAGACCCUUAUUGCUCGAGCUGUUGCAAAUGAAACAGGAGCAUUUUUCUUUCUUAUCAAUGGUCCUGAGAUUAUGAGUAAACUUGCGGGAGAGUCAGAAAGUAAUUUAAGAAAAGCAUUUGAAGAGGCUGAAAAAAAUUCACCAGCUAUAAUUUUCAUUGAUGAACUUGAUGCCAUUGCUCCAAAAAGGGAAAAGACUCAUGGAGAAGUAGAAAGACGUAUAGUGUCUCAGUUGUUGACUUUAAUGGAUGGCAUGAAACAAAGUUCCCAUGUUAUUGUAAUGGCUGCUACUAAUCGACCUAACAGCAUUGAUCCUGCAUUGCGGCGUUUUGGUCGUUUUGAUAAAGAAAUUGAUAUUGGAAUACCUGAUGCUACUGGUCGUUUAGAAAUUUUACGAAUUCAUACGAAAAACAUGAAACUUGCAGAUGAUGUUGAAUUAGAAGAGAUUGCAGCGGAAACACAUGGGCAUGUAGGAGCUGAUUUGGCUUCGUUAUGCUCUGAGGCAGCAUUACAACAAAUCCGUGAGAAAAUGGAUCUCAUUGACUUGGAAGAAGAACAUAUAGAUGCUGAAGUUUUAUCUUCUCUUGCCGUUACUAUGGAUAAUUUCAAGUAUGCUAUGACUAAGAGUAGUCCAAGCGCUUUGCGAGAAACUAUUGUAGAAGUUCCAACUGUGACAUGGGAUGAUAUUGGAGGUUUACAAAAUGUUAAAAUGGAAUUACAGGAGUUGGUACAGUAUCCAGUUGAACAUCCAGAUAAAUUCUUAAAAUUUGGUAUGCAACCAUCCAGAGGUGUAUUAUUUUAUGGACCCCCUGGUUGUGGUAAAACAUUACUGGCUAAAGCAAUAGCUAAUGAAUGUCAAGCAAAUUUUAUUUCUGUAAAGGGUCCAGAAUUAUUAACAAUGUGGUUUGGUGAAUCUGAGGCGAAUGUCAGAGAUGUUUUUGAUAAAGCAAGAGCCGCAGCUCCUUGUGUAUUAUUCUUUGAUGAACUCGAUUCUAUCGCCAAAUCUCGUGGUGGUACACUGGGGGAUGCUGGUGGAGCAGCAGACCGCGUGAUAAAUCAAAUUUUGACAGAAAUGGAUGGUAUGGGCGCAAAGAAAAAUGUAUUUAUCAUAGGAGCUACUAAUCGUCCUGAUAUUAUUGAUCCCGCUAUUCUACGACCUGGCAGAUUAGAUCAGCUGAUUUAUAUACCAUUACCAGAUGAAAAGUCUCGAGAAGCGAUUUUUAGAGCUAACCUUCGAAAAUCACCUGUAGCGAAGGAUGUAGAUUUGAGCUACAUAGCUAAAGUAACACAUGGUUUUUCGGGUGCUGAUAUAACAGAAAUUUGUCAACGUGCAUGCAAACUUGCUAUUAGACAAAGCAUUGAAACUGAGAUUCGAAGAGAAAAAGAACGUGCUAGUAAUCCAUCAGCAUCUAUGGACAUGGAUGAAGAUGAUCCUGUACCAGAGAUAACUAGAGCUCAUUUCGAAGAAGCAAUGAGAUUUGCACGACGUUCUGUAUCUGAUAACGAUAUUAGAAAAUAUGAAAUGUUUGCGCAGACGCUUCAACAGUCUCGUGGAUUUGGAAGUAAUUUUAGAUUUCCGCAAAGCGGAGCAAGCGGUACUCAAGAUACAACACAGGGUGAUCAAACCUUCCAAGAUGAUGGAGAUGAUGAUCUUUACAGCUAAGUCUUCAUGUCUGUGUACCUCAUUACAGUGAGCAUGCGACAAAAGGGCCUGUCUAUUCUGCAGAAAAUACUUUGUGUUUAUAAACACAAAUUUUACAGAAAAGUAAUUCUAAGAAAUUGAUAAUACAAAAAUACAUGAAUCUAAUUCAAUACCAAUUAUUCUGUGUUAGUAUAUGCAAUUUUACGUAUGUAAUUAGGGUAAAUUUUAAUUAAGCUAAACUAACGAUAUAAGUGUAAUAAAAGAACAUUUUUUUAUAUUCAAAUUACACAAGAAAAAAUAUAAAAUUGCGAAAAUUAUAUUGUACUACUAAGAUAAUAUAAAUUUAAUUUCAUUUUAUAUGUAUAGAUAUAUACAUAUUAUAUAUAGAAAUGUAAUUCGUUGAUUAUUACUUUAUACGUAUAUAAACUACCCUAAUCUCAUACGUUAUUUUGUAUAUAUAUUGCAUAGAAAUAUACGAAUUUUCCGUUGUUCAUAAGUUUUUCUAUGUAAUUUUAUAUUUGGGUUAUUCACAUAAAAACAUAAUUCUGAUUCUAUAACAGUGUUAUAUAUUUUUUCAACUUGACUUAGAGAUAGACUCUUUUGCUACGUUGUCGCUGUAUUUAAUUACAUUUCAUUGUUCACACUCUGAGAUUACAGUAAUGUGAGAGUUUAAGCAAUGUCAGUGAAAUUGUUGGAACUGGUGAUGUGUAUUGGUGAAUUUACAGUCUGCUUGUAGUAGUAAAUUUAUUUACAAAUUACCAAAGAA
Bombus huntii is the source of this 3294-nucleotide messenger RNA. RefSeq names its product transitional endoplasmic reticulum ATPase TER94 (gene TER94). The record is from RefSeq and is a predicted model, not a curated record. Gene Ontology annotation, biological process: retrograde protein transport, ER to cytosol; autophagosome maturation; mitotic spindle disassembly. Gene Ontology annotation, molecular function: polyubiquitin modification-dependent protein binding; ATP hydrolysis activity; ATP binding. Gene Ontology annotation, cellular component: cytosol; VCP-NPL4-UFD1 AAA ATPase complex; nucleus. The coding region runs from base 147 to 2549 and encodes 800 amino acids. Lineage: Eukaryota; Metazoa; Arthropoda; Insecta; Hymenoptera; Apidae. The transcript is spliced from 13 exons.